AUGCCUGAAAAUACUAAAGAACAAAUUACUUCAUCGCAAUCGAUUUCCAAGGGUAAAAAGAAAGUAUUGGAUAAUGUUGCCAGUUCUACAUCCAAUUUUCUUCACACAAUUAUACCAAUGGAUGGAAAAAGUGCAACUGCAAAUUUAUCUACUUUAAUGAAUAACAUUACAACCCAGAAGCCCGGGACUUCCUCAACAUUAGCCACUUCGUUUUUACAAGAAGAAUGGGUAACGGGACAAAUAUACGAAGAUAAACAACCUAAAAAGUUUGCUACAAGCCAAUCGGUUAAUCCUGACUUUAACGAUGCUAAAUGGGAAAAUUGGAUCAACUCUUCCGAAUAUUCUGAUUAUGAUAAUUUUUUUGAAAUGUCUAAACAUAAAUAUCCUUUUCAUCAUCACUUUCACGAACAGGAUUCUCUUCACAAUAGUUAUCAGAAAGAUGAUGGUAUCGAAAUUAUCGACUUUUUAAACUCUUCAAUUUACACUGACGAAGUAUAUGUUUCUAACUUUAAAGAUGAGGAUCACAUUCCUUCCAGCUCUUUUAACAAAUACGGAUCUGAAUUGGAUGACUUUUUGGAAACACCAGAUGUUUUGUCAUAUUUAGCUCAAAUAAGAUACACAGAUGAUGUAUAUGGAUUGCCUAUAGCGAUAAAACGGUUAGAAAUGGUGAGAGAACAUUUGAUUAAAAAAAAGGAGCAAAGUACAGAUAAUGAGAUGCGCGAAUUGUUAGAUAAUUUGACUCAGAAGACAUGGAACGUGUUUGGUGUAAUUAAAUGA
Messenger RNA from Cetraspora pellucida, 777 nucleotides. Lineage: Eukaryota; Fungi; Glomeromycota; Glomeromycetes; Diversisporales; Gigasporaceae. The record is from the annotation of a GenBank genome assembly.